AUGGUCAGCGGCCUCUCAAGCCACAGAUGUGAUGCAACUCGAGUUCUAGGAUACCCCGAUGGACCUGAGAAUAGAAUGUUCAGAUUAAAUAACACCAUAUUUAAACUAGCAUUUUACUCGGUAUGUGCACUUGGCGUGUUUGUAUGGUACGUUUCAAAUCUAAUGGUUUAUACUAUAAGCCAACCAAUUAUAAAAAGUACAAGAAUAACCAAACUCAAUAAAACUGUCCACGAAAAUAUUAAAUUCAUCCUUAUAUGGACGGAUCCAGCAAUAGACCCAAUCGUGAAAUUGGGAAAUGGCCAACAGACGUUCGUCGAAAGAGAAUGCCCAGUAAAAUCAUGUUUUGUCACUUCAGACAGACAUUUUUUCAAAGAUAUAACUGAGUUUGAAGUGAUAAUUUUUCAUGGUAAAGAGAUUGUACGAAGUCUCCCUGCCAUGCCGGAAAUACGAUCUACUCACCAAAAAUAUAUUUUUGCUUCCAUGGAAUCUUCUGACUACUAUCCAAUAUGCGACGUUAGAUUUAAAGGCUUUUUCAAUUGGACAUGGACUUAUAAGUUAAAUUCUGAUGAGUACAACGGCUAUAUUAUAGUUAGAAAUAAAAAGGGUAUUAUUAUAGGACCUAAACAAGAUAUGGAUUGGUUAAGAAUUGAAGAAAUGGAUCCUGUGACCAAAGAAGUUGAAAUAAAGUUGAGUCGCAAAACAAAAAUUGCUGCGUGGUUUGUUUCUAACUGUAGAGCUCCUAGUGGCAGAGACUAUUUUUUUAUAGAAGUCCAAAGGGAAUUGAAUAAACACGGUUUGUCAGUUGAUGUAUACGGAGAAUGUGGAAAUAAAAUUUGUCCACGCGAUGACGAGAGCAAAUGCUUUAAAUUGAUAAAAAGGGACUACUAUUUUUACUUCGCUUUUGAAAAUUCUUUAAGUGAAGAUUACGUAACUGAAAAAUUAUUGACCGCAAUUCGAAACUACGCCAUUCCAGUCGUUUAUGGUGCUGCGAAUUAUACGAGGUUCAUGCCUAAUGGUACCUACCUAAACGGUCGAGAUUUAGGCGCGAAAGAACUUGCAAGACAAAUGAUUGAGAUUUACGAAGACAAGAAAAAGUAUAAAAGAUUUUUUAAGUGGCAUAAUCAUUACUCUUAUCACGACGUGUAUGAAUCUCCGGAAAGUGAUAGCAUUUGCAAGCUGUGCGCAAUAAUUAAUAACAAAACAGUAUUUGAUAAGGCAACUGUUUAUGAAGAUUUUAAUUCAUGGUGGAAUCCGAAGGGCCGGUGUUAA
Bombyx mandarina (wild silkworm) is the source of this 1269-nucleotide messenger RNA. Its product is annotated as lewis-type alpha-(1,3)-fucosyltransferase. Gene Ontology annotation, molecular function: fucosyltransferase activity. Gene Ontology annotation, cellular component: membrane. NCBI's taxonomy places the organism in Eukaryota, Metazoa, Arthropoda, Insecta, Lepidoptera, Bombycidae. The record is from RefSeq and is a predicted model, not a curated record.